Podospora bellae-mahoneyi is the source of this 1534-nucleotide messenger RNA. RefSeq names its product Actin-related protein 2. The coding region runs from base 187 to 1359 and encodes 390 amino acids. NCBI's taxonomy places the organism in Eukaryota, Fungi, Ascomycota, Sordariomycetes, Sordariales, Podosporaceae. Gene Ontology annotation, biological process: Arp2/3 complex-mediated actin nucleation. Gene Ontology annotation, cellular component: actin cortical patch; Arp2/3 protein complex. The record is from RefSeq and is a predicted model, not a curated record. Gene Ontology annotation, molecular function: actin filament binding. The transcript has 3 exons.
CCAGACACCCGUGGACCUCCUGGCAGCCAACCCCACCAUCAACGUCUCCGCCGCGCAAGCAACCAAGCAUCAUCAACACCGACUUGACCGACAGCUCCGUUGCGCACCCCUUCCAGCUUUUUUGAGGACACACACCACCAUCAAAUUCGAUUUCUCGGCUCAUACACGAAGUGCAGGAGCGUCAAGAUGGCGAACGAAGCUCCAAUAGUUCUCGACGGCGGCACAGGCUUUCUCAAAGUCGGCUAUGCCGCCCAGAAUUUCCCCGAGUUCCAAUACCCAUCCAUCGUCGGCCGGCCCAUCCUGCGUACCGAGGAGCAAGGAGGCAGCGAUAUGGUUAUCAAGGAUAUCAUGUGUGGUGACGAGGCUGCUGCCGCCCGCACCAUGCUGCAAGUUUCGUACCCAAUGGAGAACGGUAUCGUGAAGAAGUGGGACGACAUGCAGCAUCUCUGGGAUUACACCUUUUACGAAAAAAUGAAGGUUGAUACCCGGGGCCGCAAGAUCCUGCUCACCGAACCACCGCUCAACCCGCUGAGGAACCGGGAGCAGAUGUGCCAGGUCAUGUUUGAGCGCUACGAGUUUGGGGGGGUGUAUGUGGCUAUUCAAGCUGUUCUGGCGCUUUAUGCUCAGGGUCUCAGCUCCGGUGUUGUUGUUGAUUCCGGCGAUGGCGUUACGCAUAUUGUUCCCGUCUACGAGUCCGUCGUCCUCAACCAUCUCACGCGCCGCCUCGAUGUUGCAGGUCGCGACGUUACCCGCAACCUGAUUGCGCUGCUGACGCGCCGAGGCUAUGCCCUCAACCGUACCGCCGAUUUCGAAACGGUCCGCCAGAUGAAGGAGAAGCUCUGCUAUGUCUCUUAUGACCUCGAGCUGGAUAAGCGAUUGAGCGAAGACACGACGGUGUUGGUUGAAAGCUACACACUCCCUGACGGCCGUGUGAUCCGUGUUGGAUCCGAGAGAUUCGAGGCCCCCGAGUGUCUGUUCCAGCCCCAUCUCGUCGACUGCGACCAGCCGGGUAUCGCCGAAUUCCUGUUCAACACCAUCCAAGCCGCCGAUGUGGAUGUCCGAUCCUCCCUCUUCAAGGCUAUUGUAUUGUCGGGUGGGAGCAGCAUGUAUCCUGGUCUUCCUUCACGCCUUGAGAAGGAGUUGAAGCAGCUUUGGCUCACAAGAGUGUUGCAAGGGAACCCGGAACGGUUGAACAAGUUCAAGGUUAGAAUAGAAGACCCGCCGCGGAGAAGGCACAUGGUUUUCUUGGGUGGUGCUGUGUUGGCCAACAUUAUGGCCGACAAGGACAGCAUGUGGAUUUCCAGGCAGGAGUGGGAGGAGCAAGGCACGAGAAUCCUGGAGAAGCUCGGGCCGAGAUAAGGGGUGUGGGAGGGCCCGACGGCAUGGUUUUGUUGUGUAUGGAGUAGCGAGCGUAUUUUGCUUUUUCUAUAAGGUCAUGGUGAAUGAAAAGGAUGCAUUUCUCUCCACGGCUAGCCUUUGUCAUUGGUGACGGAGUGACGCAAGACGGACAGGAGGUAGGUAUGAUGAUUGCAGA